CGGCGGCGGCGGAGGAGGUGGAGGAGGCUUUCGGAUUUGCGACUUCUGAAGCUCUAGGAAGAGGCUUGUCGUCGGGGUGGGGCGGGCCUGAGUGGCCCUUCCAGUGCUCCCUGGCCGUCCCUGCCCCUCCUCUGCUAACCCAGCGACCGGGAUGCAGACGUCAGAGCGUGAGGGGAGUGGGCCGGAGGCAAGCCCCAGCCUGAUGCCUGAGGCUCCCCUGGAGUCUCCACCUGCUCCUACCAAGUCCCCUGCGUUUGAUCUUUUCAACCUGGUUCUGUUCUACAAGAGGCUGGAGAUCUACCUCGAACCCCUGAAGGAUGCAGGUGACGGCAUCCGGUACUUGCUCAGGUGGCAGACCCCUUUGUGCUCCUUGCUGACCUGCCUGGGCCUCAACGUCUUGUUCCUCACUUUGAAUGAGGGUGCUUGGUACUCGGUGGGCGCCCUGAUGAUUUCAGUACCCGCCCUUCUGGGCUAUCUCCAGGAGGUCUGCCGGGCGCGGCUGCCCGAGUCGGAGCUGAUGCGGAGGAAGUAUCACAGCGUGAGGCAGGAGGACCUCCAGAGAGUUCGCCUGUCUCGACCCGAGGCUGUGGCUGAGGUGAAGAGCUUCCUGAUCCAGCUCGAGGCCUUCCUGAGCCGCCUGUGCCGCGCCUGCGAAGCUGCCUACCGCGUGCUGCACUGGGAGAAUCCUGCCGCGUCCUCACAGUUCUAUGGGGCUCUUCUGGGCACAGUUUGCAUGCUAUAUCUGCUGCCCCUGUGCUGGGUCCUUGCCCUCUUAAACAGCACGCUCUUCCUGGGGAACGUGGAGUUCUUCCGAGUGGUGUCUGAGUACAGGGCAUGUCUGCAGCGGCGGAUGAACCCCAAGCAGGAGGACAGUGUCUUUGAGAGCCCACCGCUGUCGGAUGCCGGGGGACAGGGUGCCCUGCUGGACUGCACGCCUGCGCCCACGCCCACAGAGGACCUCACGCCUGGCAGUGUGGAGGAGGCCGAGGAGGCUGAGCCCGAUGAGGAGUUUAAGGAUGCAAUUGAGGAGACCCACUUGGUGGUGCUGGAGGAUGACGAGGGUGCCCCGUGCCCAGCAGAAGAUGAGCUGGUUCUGCAGGACAAUGGCUUCCUGAGCAAGAAUGAGGUGCUGCGCAGCAAGGUGUCACGGCUCACGGAGCGGCUCCGCAAGCGCUACCCUACCAACAACUUUGGGAACUGUACGGGCUGCUCGGCCACCUUCUCAGUGCUGAAGAAGAGGCGAAGCUGCAGUAACUGUGGAAACAGCUUCUGCUCCCGGUGCUGCUCAUUCAAGGUGCCCAAGUCCUCCAUGGGGGCCACAGCCCCCGAAGCCCAGAGAGAGACUGUGUUUGUGUGUGCCUCGUGUAACCAGACCUUGAGCAAGUGAGAAGAGGCGCUGGGGUCCAAAGUGGGCGUCGGUCCCUGGGGCCAGCAGCUGGCCUCACUCUCCCUAGCCGCAUGUGGUGUGUGCUGGGCAAAUGUGGCCCGAAUGCUCGGUAGGCUUCCCCUUCCUAUCCUCGCGGUCUCCAGCCGGAUUCUGGAGCUAUUCCCCACUCCUGUGGAUGGCUAGUAAGUGGUGGUCCUCAAAGCCCAGAGGGAAGAGGAGCCCCUGGAGGGCCGGCAUGUUUGCCCUCCUCCUCCCUGGACUGCAAUAGAGGACUCAGAGCUGGGCAGGGAAUGUAAAGUAGAGGGCGGUAGCGAGCUAGGCCUGGUUUCUGUAGGUCUCUGAGCAUCAGGGCAUCUCUCCACACCUGACGGUUGUAGAACAGAGAUCAGGGAUGGGGACAAGAGAUUGUUCUUCUGCUGGUUGCUGGUCCAAGCCCUUAGCCGCCAAGAGCCUGCAGAAGGGCCUGGGCGUGCUGUGACCCCACUCUGCUAUGUGAACGUCCCUUCAGGCACCAGCAUCUCCUUGUUUUGCACCAGAGGGUAUGGCCAGGGCUAACCAGACCAAAAGUCGUUCUAGAAACAGGGUUGAAGUUUCCAUGUUCUCUCAGAGGAGGACGUGUCUAGGAGGGUCUGUCAGGGUCCUUUAGUAUUAAGUGGAACAAAGCAUAGGGAGCCCCAGUAGCUCAGGGACCUCAGCCCUAUCUUGCAGACACUUUGGCUAGCAGAGUCUCAGGCCACAUAUUACCCUGGUGACAGCUCCACUGGGUAGAUGCCAGGCAUUCAGAUCACUCUUGUUUCUUCUGCUCAGAGCCUCGGGCACCCCUCCUCUGGCCCAGAGCUGCAUUUCCCUCCCUGGCCCUUUGUCCCCUAGAGUGUGAGACAGGCAAACAGAGCAGAGGUCCUGAAGCCCUUGACCCUCAGGGGCCUGGGAAGUGUAGGAUCUCUCUGGGCUAGGUCCCAGACUCUGGCACUGUUCCCCACCAGGACAGUCUCACUUAUGAGUUAAAGCCACUUGAGGUCUCCAUCCUCUCCAACAAUUUUACAUUCACUCUGGACUCUUAGGGCAUCAAUGUCUCUUCCUAAGUCUUGAGCAGGCUCAGGCAUCCUUUUCCUUCUCUGGAGCUGCCCUGCCUUUUUGAAGUAUUUAUUUAUUUAUUGCAUGGUUCCUGGGAGCAGGUGGCACCAGGAAUGGAACGAAGAGGGGUGAGUGCUUCUGCUCUAGGAUGCUUUCCCGGAGCCCUGGGCGGCCGGGGACCCAAGACCCAUAGGAGGCUGAGCAGGGAUCCGAGGAGGUGGGCUGGGGAGACAGACCAUCCACGGCCACCUUUCUCGUCAGGCUAACCAGUCUAACUAGGGCCGCAAGUUGGGCCAGCUCCAGGCCAGGGAGGUGCAAGUCCCUGGGGAGCCAGGCGGGCCUUGGUAUACCCCUUCCUCGGGCUCCUUUGUGAAGAGGUGGGAGUGAAGUACCCUGUGCUGCAUUUACACGGGAGAGGAACGGAAAGGAUCUCUGUGUGUAUUGAGAAUUGUGAAUAAAAAGGCCUCAAGCUUCUUA
Messenger RNA from Suricata suricatta (meerkat), 2938 nucleotides. It is a transcript of the gene ZFYVE27, whose product is annotated as zinc finger FYVE-type containing 27. Gene Ontology annotation, biological process: positive regulation of axon extension; neuron projection development; neurotrophin TRK receptor signaling pathway. Bases 152 to 1387 code for a protein of 411 amino acids. The transcript is spliced from 13 exons. Gene Ontology annotation, cellular component: growth cone membrane; endoplasmic reticulum tubular network. The record is from RefSeq and is a predicted model, not a curated record. Gene Ontology annotation, molecular function: metal ion binding. Lineage: Eukaryota; Metazoa; Chordata; Mammalia; Carnivora; Herpestidae.